AUGCUUGAUCGCCAAGGAGAAUUAAAGGAAGAACUCUGUUCGUUAACCUUGCCUUGUAGAGCAACCGGCUCUAAAGUUUUCAAUGCACGCAAUGAGAUGUGUGGGAUAUGCACAGGCGGUGCCACAAGCACGACUGGACAUCGUUCAGGAGUUGUUGCAGAAAUGAAGGACGUUGGGCACCCAGACAUCUAG
Messenger RNA from Soboliphyme baturini, 192 nucleotides. Lineage: Eukaryota; Metazoa; Nematoda; Enoplea; Dioctophymatida; Soboliphymatidae. The record is from the annotation of a GenBank genome assembly.